AUGAAGUUCAGCCCCGGAUUUGUGUCGCUCCUUGCCCUCGUUCCCUACGUCGCCGCCGCCGGCGUGCACAAGCUCCCGCUCAAGAAGCUCGCCCCGGCGGCCUCGAACCCGGCGCUCGAGACGGCGUACUUGGCGGAGAAGUAUGGCGCCCAGUCGUCAUUCCAGAUGCCCAUGGCCGGUGCCGGCGGCUCGGGCCGCCGUCUGCGCUACUCGGACGGCGAGCAGGACGAUCUGUUUUGGACCCAGCAGGACGAGGUCAACGCCCAGAAGGGCCACGGCGUGCCACUGACCAACUUUAUGAACGCCCAGUACUACACUGAGAUUCAACUCGGUUCUCCCGCUCAAACCUUCAAAGUCAUCCUCGAUACUGGUUCGAGCAAUCUCUGGGUGCCCAGCUCCCAAUGCACCUCCAUUGCCUGCUUCCUUCACACCAAGUAUGACUCGUCGUCGUCCUCGACUUACAAGGCGAACGGCACCGAGUUCUCCAUUCAAUACGGUUCCGGCUCGAUGGAGGGCUUUGUCUCCCGCGACAAGCUCUCCAUCGGUGACCUCAGUAUGUCAGACGUGCUCUUUGCCGAGGCGACUAAGGAGCCCGGACUCGCCUUUGCUUUUGGCAAGUUCGACGGUAUCCUCGGUCUUGCGUACGACACAAUUGCCGUGAACCAUAUCACCCCGCCCUUCUACGAGAUGGUCAAUCAGGGCCUCAUUGACGAGCCUGUUUUCUCCUUCCGCCUAGGCUCGUCCGAGGAUGACGGUGGCGAGGCUGUCUUCGGUGGUAUCGACUCGAAUGCGUAUACCGGCAAGAUUUCUUACGUCCCCGUGCGCCGCAAGGCUUACUGGGAGGUCGAGCUUGAGAAGGUUGCCUUCGGUGACGACGAGCUCGAGCUCGAGAUGACCGGCGCGGCCAUCGACACCGGCACCUCGCUCAUCGCACUCCCUACCGACAUCGCAGAGAUGCUCAACACCCAGAUCGGUGCGAAGAAGUCGUGGAACGGCCAGUACACGGUCGAGUGCGACAAAGUGCCCAGCUUGCCUGACCUUACCUUCUACUUUGGUGGCGACCCAUACCCGCUCAAGGGCUCAGACUACAUUCUCGAGGUGCAGGGGACUUGCAUGUCCGCCUUCACAGGCAUGGACAUCAACCUCCCUGGUGGUUCCCUCUGGAUCGUCGGCGAUGUCUUCCUUCGCAAGUACUACACGGUCUAUGACCUCGGCCGCAACGCGGUCGGUUUCGCCAAGGCUGCUUGA
Messenger RNA from Peniophora sp. CBMAI 1063, 1248 nucleotides. Lineage: Eukaryota; Fungi; Basidiomycota; Agaricomycetes; Russulales; Peniophoraceae. The record is from the annotation of a GenBank genome assembly.